Molecule: messenger RNA, 2220 nt
Organism: Xenia sp. Carnegie-2017
Lineage: Eukaryota; Metazoa; Cnidaria; Anthozoa; Malacalcyonacea; Xeniidae
Product: prolyl 4-hydroxylase subunit alpha-1-like
Exons: 12
Coding region: 99-1757 (552 amino acids)
Biological process (GO): peptidyl-proline hydroxylation to 4-hydroxy-L-proline
Cellular component (GO): endoplasmic reticulum
Molecular function (GO): protein binding; L-ascorbic acid binding; procollagen-proline 4-dioxygenase activity
Source: RefSeq, a predicted model, not a curated record
GUUGACAAGUAGACGACACUUGCAUAAAAUAAAACAUAAUAGAGGCUUUGUUUAGAUUGACAACGUAUACUUCACUUUUUUAGCCUCUUUUAGGCAAAAUGGCUUGGCUUUUCAGCUGGCUGAGGCUUUCCUUGUUUUGGUAUUUCUUGGUUUGCGUCCGAAGUGAGGUUUUUACUGCCCUCAUCGAAAUGGAAAAUCUGGUGUACCGUGAAAAAGAGAUGCUGGACAGCCUCAAAGGGUAUCUUCAGGCGGAACAAGAUAGACUAGAAGUGAUCAAAAGAUUUACUGAGAAACUAGAUCAGAUUCAUUCUGCUAUUCCUCAAGAAAAUGUGGAGAGGCAUUUAGGUCAUCCUUCCAAUUCAUAUCUGCUAAUCAAAAGAUUUGUUAAGGAAUGGCCUGCGAUAGAAGAAUUGUCAAAAAAUCCCUCUUCAGAAAUUUUAGAGGAUGUGUUAAACAAACAUCGUAAUUUGUUUCCUGACGAGUCUGACUUUGAAGGAGCAAUUGAUGCCAUAUUUCGAGUUCAGGAGAUCUUUAAAGUCAAAUCUCUUGAUCUUGCGAAAGACAACAUACCCUCUGAGACUCGAGGCUUCCCAAUGAUGACUAAUGAUGCUUUUGAAAUUGGAAAGACAGCAUAUGAGUCUGAAAAGUAUGAAGAGUCGCAGAAAUGGCUGGAAACUGCUGUCACCCUUUGGAAGGAAGGCUUACAUACUAAUAAAGAUAAUAUGGCAGAAAUUUUGGACUAUUUAUCAUAUGUAGAAUACAAGCUUGGACACCUGAGAAAAGCAUAUAACUUAACAUUAACCUUAUUAACCUAUGAUCCUAGUUAUGAACGUGCACAAAAAAAUCUUAGGUAUUAUGCUGAUGAGCUCAAGUCCAGAGGUCAGCUAACUGGUGAAAAAGGAGUUCUGCGUUCUGAUGAUACAUUGUUGUAUGAUGAAGGAGAUGAAAGUAACAUUGAUGUUGAUGAAGAAACUUCAAAGGAGAAAAGUUGGAGGCAAUCCAAGGCAUUUCGACUCUACUCCAAAUUGUGUCGUUCUGAUCCUGAAACAUUGUUUAACUUUACAGUUUCUCAACAACAACAGUUGAAAUGUUGGUUUUACAAAGACAAACCGUGGCUUCAUUUGCGAGGAAUUGGUGUUGAAAGACUACACGUCGCCCCUGAAGUGUUGUAUUUUAGAAAUGUACUUACGGAUUUUGAGAUUGAAGUGAUCAAAAGAUUAGGAAGACCAAAGCUGAAGCGAGCUGUAAUUCAGCAUCCUGAGACUGGAAAUCUGGAGCCUGCAGACUAUAGAAUCAGUAAAAGUGGUUGGUUAAAGGACUCGGAAAAUCCCGUUGUUGCACGUAUCAGCCGAAGAAGCGAGCAUUUAACUGGAUUGACAUUUAGCACUGCUGAAGAACUUCAGGUCAACACUUAUGGAAUGGGUGGUCAUUAUGAGCCCCAUUAUGAUCAUGCGCAGGGACAUGAAGAUAAAUUCUCAGACUUGGGCACUGGAAAUAGAAUUGCCACUUUAUUGUUCUAUAUGAGCGACGUUGAAUUAGGGGGUGGAACUGCGUUUAUAAACGUUGGAGCCUUGGUUCAGCCAAGAAAGGGCGACGGAGUAUUUUGGUUUAACUUACACAAGAAUGGAAAAGGGAAUCUACAGACAAGACACGCUGCUUGUCCAGUAUUUGUUGGAACUAAAUGGGUUGCCAAUAAAUGGAUACACGAGAAAGGACAGGAGUUUCGCCAUAAAUGCUCCCUGAAUCACUGGGAAUAAAGCUGAGAAUAAUAUAAAAAUUCUAUUUAUUUUUAUUAGAGAUACUCUGUGUAAUAUUAGAGAUGCUACGGUGUAAAGUUGCCUGCUUUCUACAAACAUAGGUUCGCUCGCUUUAUUAAACAUGUGGAAGGACUGUGUUAGGUUAUUUUUUCUAUACACUGCUGCAGUGCUGCUAGAUGGCCAUUACUGUUAGAAAUGGCACAAUUUCUUGAAGUUUGUCAUUCUUAAACAUAUUCCCAACGAUGAGUUAAUUCAUCCGAGAUUAAUGGAGAGAUAUUUUUGUGAAAUACUAUGUAAUUAAUAAUAUAAAUUAGCUACGAAUACAUUUAAAAGUACUCUUACAAAACAUUUUGACACGUCGCGUUUUUCUUAACACCGUAAGCCGAGUGCAUUGGAUGGAUUGGAUAUUUAAAAUGCUUAUUAAGUAUUUGAAGAGAGUAUUAAAUUUUGCUACACUACGAAA